ACAGCUGUUUCCGCAUGUCAGGCGUGGCUGCUGCCUAAGGAAAAAGUUUCUCCUCUGGGCAGGCUGCCUGUCCAGCCUGAAGACUCUUGGCAGCUCCUCGCAGGCAGCCCUGGGCAGCGAGAGCAGCUCUUCUGACCCACGUUUGCUGUGCAAGCAGCUGAGGCCCCCUGUGCUCCCUCCUGGCUCGGUGUCACUGGGCUCUUUCCACUUUGGGGUCCCUCAAGGGCUGAAGGGUGCUGAGAGGCUCUUCCCUGGACGCAGGGGACAAGACUGUGACAGUCUGUGGGCAGAGGUCCCUUCCCCUCCUCCAGCCCAGCUGUAGGCUGAAGGCAUAGAGAAAGCAAGGCACAGCCCUCUGGACUUUCCUGGAAGGGCAGCUUGGCAUCUCUCACCUCUCCCUCUGCUGUCUCCAAGGAUUUUUCUGAGGGAUUAAGGCUGUGCUGACCCCGCAGCAGCAGGGGAGGGGCUCAGUCAUGGCUUCCAAGCGUCAAGCUUCUUCCUCCAAGCAGCCAAACAGCAGGGAAAAGAAACUGAAAGUGGGAGAGGAGGAAGACACCUGGAGCUCCACUUUGGCAACGCUGAAAACUGCUGCCAAGGAGAAGCCCCCUGCCACAAUUGAUGGGCACUGCCCCUUGAGUACAGCACCGGGUGCCCGGGUCUAUGAGGACUAUGACUGCACCCUGAACCAGACCAAUAUCAGUGCCAACAACAACAAGUUCUACAUCAUCCAGCUCCUUGAGCAUGAUGGUGCCUACAGUGUCUGGAGCCGCUGGGGCCGUGUGGGAGAGGUGGGCCAGUCCAAGCUCAUGCCCUGUGCCUCCCUGGAAGCUGCCAAGAAGGACUUUGAGAAGAAGUUUCGAGAGAAGACCAAGAACAGCUGGGCAGCAAGGGAGAACUUCAUUGCCCAGCCAGGGAAGUACACACUCAUUGAGGUGCAGCCAGGGGCUGGGCAGGAGGUGGAGGUUGCCCUCAGGGUGGAUGCCGUGGAUGGGGGCAAGGUCUGCAAGCAGCGGGUGCUGCCCUGCACCUUGGACCAAGCCACACAGGACCUGGUGUCCCUCAUUUUCAGCAGUGACAUGUUCCGGGAUGCCAUGCAGACCAUGAAUAUCGAUGUGAAGAAGAUGCCUCUGGGGAAGCUGAGCAAGCAGCAGAUUGCGAGGGGCUUUGAGGCCCUGGAAGAGCUGGAGGCAGCACUGAAGGAGCAGCCACCCCAGGCCACUCGCCUGGAGGAACUCUCCUCACGCUUCUACACCAUCGUCCCACACAACUUUGGACGGGCACGACCACCCACCAUCAACUCUCCUGACUUGCUGCGUGCCAAAAAGGACAUGCUGUUGGUGCUGGCUGACAUUGAGUUGGCACAGAGCCUGCAGGCACAGAAAAUGAAGGAGGAGGAGGAAGAAGAGAAACAAGUCCCCCAUCCGCUGGAUCAGGAUUACGCUCUGCUUUGCUGCCAGCUCUCCCUGCUGGACCCGGCUUCCCGGGAAUACCAGCUGAUCAAUACCUACGUGACAGAGACUGGGUACAAUCUCCGCAUCCUCAACAUCUGGCAGGUGGCCCGGGAUGGUGAGGAAGAGCGUUUCAAGGCCCAUGACCUGCUGGAGCACCGGCGCCUGCUUUGGCACGGCACCAACGUGGCGGUGGUGGCGGCCAUCCUCAAGAGCGGGCUGCGCAUCAUGCCGCACUCGGGCGGGCGCGUGGGCAAGGGCAUCUACUUCGCCUCUGAGAACAGCAAAUCAGCUGGCUAUGUGGGCUGUACAUCUAAGAGGGUUGGCAUCAUGUUCCUGACGGAGGUGGCCCUGGGCAAGCCCUACCGCAUCACCCGCGAUGACCCCACGCUGUGUCAGCCGCCUGCUGGCUAUGACAGUGUCGUGGCCUGUGGCCGGACAGAGCCAGAUCCUGCACAGGAUGAGGAGGUGCUGCUGGAUGGCAAGAAAGUGCUGGUGUGCCAGGGCAAGCCCAUCCCCAUGGCUGCCUACAAGGACUCGUCCUUCAGCCAGAGCGAGUACCUCAUCUACCAGGAGAGCCAGUGCCGGAUCCGCUACCUUGUCCAGCUCUGCUUCUGAGGGUGCCUGGCAGCACACGGCCCUGGCGCAGCACCAGGUGGUGACACCCGUCAGCCCAGAGCACAGUGCUCUGGACUCUGCAGCCACCCCACCUGGGGCUUAGCAAGGGACAGGCUGGCACAGGGACUGAGCUUCCUUUGACUGUUAAUAAAAG
Molecule: messenger RNA, 2220 nt
Organism: Ficedula albicollis (Collared flycatcher)
Lineage: Eukaryota; Metazoa; Chordata; Aves; Passeriformes; Muscicapidae
Product: poly [ADP-ribose] polymerase 3
Exons: 11
Coding region: 474-2066 (530 amino acids)
Cellular component (GO): site of double-strand break
Molecular function (GO): NAD+ poly-ADP-ribosyltransferase activity
Source: RefSeq, a predicted model, not a curated record